Exserohilum turcica Et28A is the source of this 1758-nucleotide messenger RNA. RefSeq lists its product as uncharacterized. The transcript has 3 exons. The record is from RefSeq and is a predicted model, not a curated record. The coding region runs from base 1 to 1758 and encodes 585 amino acids. NCBI's taxonomy places the organism in Eukaryota, Fungi, Ascomycota, Dothideomycetes, Pleosporales, Pleosporaceae.
AUGGAAGUUUCUGAAGAUAUCACCUUAGCUACGCAUAAAGCAAAUUGCUUUCGAGGUCUAGUACGCGUGCGUCUUGACUGUCUACAAUUUGAACACCAGCUGUUCUUGAACAAGCAUCGCGAAGCAUCUCCUCAAAAUGUUCGCAGACUCCAAAAGAUCUUCGAAAAGACUGGAUGCCUGAGACUUCAAGAUGAGAAUGUUAUUGAUGCCGUCGUAGAGGAUGCGCGUCUCGACGCAGCGCUACGUGCUAUUGGUCUUUCUAUUGAAGCUCUACAGAAGGUCCGCUCGCCAAAAGACGCUCCAACUUUACACCUCAGAGAACUGAAAUGUCUCAAUGGAUUGCAUCGCAUAAGAGCAGCGGAUCAGUUCCUGGAUGAGAAUGACAAGUGGUGGGUCGUGAGAUUGUUCUCGAGUGAAUCUCCAACUCCUAUUCUCUUUCACAUGGUUGAUUCAUAUAUAAACGAACAAAAGCCGUCAGACGGUGAAAUUUUUCGCAGGAUACGGUUGUAUCGCCUAGAAAACAAAGUCGAAGCAGAAAGAAAAUGGUGGGCAAGGCUUGACAAUUCAAAACCUAAGGAUCUUCGCCAGCUGUUCAAAAGGAGGGAGAUUAUAUCUGGAUUUGACAGGCUCCUUGAAAUGCCAGGCCUAUGGGCGAAAGUACAGCUUGGUGCUCUCCAUAGACUUCUUACCUUGAAGUGCGACGAGGAGAUGGCAAACUAUCUUAGCCACAUAUCAAAGGUUUGGACAAAGAUUUUGACUUGUAGAAACGUUACUCUGCCAUUUUCUGCGGUCGAUACGAUUACUGUAGAAAGUCUCGAGUCAUUAGCACCUAAGCAUUCUUCCAUUGACAAGGCAUAUGUUCUUGAUCUGUUCAAGCGAAACAUAAUAUUUCCUUCCCAGUUGGAUAGUGGAAUUCGUCAGGAACUAGCAGAAAACGUAUGCGCUUCUGAGGGCCUUAUACCAUCGCUUUGGACAUUCUUCGAAACACUCAAAUAUAUCGAACCCAUAUGUGAGAUAUUGAAGAAACUGGUGGGCAGUAACAUGAGGCGUACUAUACGAUCGAGUUUAAUGGGCCACUACUUUCCCCCGGAGAGGAGACAUAUCCAAGUUUCAAAACUCAGAGAGGCUGAGAUCACAUCAUUAUUGAGUCGAGAGGAAGCGGCCUGGAUCUCAUACGUGGAAUUGUGGGCCUUCUGUGGUCGUUAUUUCGCCAAGCUUACUUCCUUUACACCAAAAAAGGAGAGCGGUGAAGUGAAACCCGUAGUAGAAGGACCAAACCCAGUGCUCUGGAGACACCUGGCAAACUUCUCUGUCUCGCGUGGCUUCAAGACAAAGCCUGCUGAGAAGUUGGCGAAUUCCGAUCCUUAUACUGAGCUCGCUCACGAAUAUCUUCGUAAAUCAAGCCCAUUGUCCUCACUAUCUUGUGAAAGACAAAUUCAGGAGGUCUUACGCGCUAGCCGAAUAGUGGACGAUGAUUCACAGCAGCCACAGUCAGUAUUGUCUGGUCACUUAGAGAAAGAAAGGCGAAGUGGUCGACCUUAUGAGAACGUCUUGCGUAUGGAUGAGCGGAACCUAUAUCUCCCAAACAUAUAUAAUAGCGAGGAACCUGUGGAAGCUAAUUGGACAUUGAUACGACGCGACAUGUUCCAUUCUCUUUUUGGGAAACUUGUUGUCAAGGUACGGAUAGUGGCUGGGACUAUACAUUUCGUAUAUCUGACAUGUAGUAGCACAGUGAUAUUCAGCACCCUAUAUUUGUAA